CCCUCCCCUUUCCCGCUCGCUGCCUCCGCCUCCUUCCUCUGCCUUUACCCGGAGCUAGGCUCCGAGCCCUCAGUCUGCCCGAGCUCCGGAUGUGGGCGCCGGACAAGUCCACCACGCUUCCACCCAAGAUGGACAGCCGCUACACCAGCACAGCGGGCAUCGGGGACUUGAACCAGCUGAGCGCGGCCAUCCCAGCCACGCGAGUGGAGGUGUCGGUGUCCUGCAGAAAUCUUCUUGACAGAGACACGUUUUCUAAAUCUGACCCAAUUUGUGUCUUAUAUGUACAAGGAGUUGGGAAUAAAGAAUGGAGAGAGUUUGGAAGAACUGAAGUAAUUGAUAAUACGUUGAAUCCUGAUUUUGUAAGAAAAUUUAUUCUGGACUACUUUUUUGAAGAAAGAGAAAAUCUUCGUUUUGACUUGUAUGAUGUUGAUUCUAAGAGCCCCAACUUAUCCAAACAUGACUUCCUGGGACAAGUAUUUUGUACCUUGGGGGAAAUUGUUGGUUCACAAGGAAGUCGCCUGGAAAAGCCAAUAGUAGGCAUUCCAGGGAAGAAAUGUGGUAUAAUUAUACUUACAGCAGAGGAAUUAAACUGUUGCAGGGAUGCUGUUUUGAUGCAAUUUUGUGCAAACAAAUUGGACAAGAAGGACUUCUUUGGAAAAUCAGAUCCUUUUCUUGUGUUUUAUCGAAGUAAUGAAGAUGGCAGUUUUACAAUUUGUCAUAAAACAGAAGUUGUCAAAAACACUCUGAAUCCUGUAUGGCAAGCAUUCAAGAUCUCAGUUAGAGCCUUGUGUAAUGGAGAUUAUGACAGAACAAUCAAAGUAGAGGUAUAUGACUGGGAUCGAGAUGGGAGUCAUGAUUUCAUUGGAGAAUUUACAACAAGCUAUAGGGAACUUUCUAGAGGGCAAUCACAGUUCAAUGUAUAUGAGGUGGUGAAUCCCAAAAAGAAAGGAAAAAAGAAAAAAUAUGUUAAUUCUGGAACAGUAACCUUACUCUCUUUCUUAGUAGAAACAGAAGUUUCAUUCCUUGACUAUAUUAAGGGAGGAACACAGAUCAACUUUACAGUGGCUAUUGAUUUUACAGCAUCAAAUGGUAAUCCUGCCCAGCCCACUUCUCUACACUACAUGAAUCCUUACCAAUUGAACGCCUAUGGUAUGGCACUGAAAGCAGUGGGAGAAAUUGUCCAAGAUUAUGACAGCGAUAAAAUGUUCCCAGCUCUUGGUUUUGGUGCAAAACUGCCUCCAGAUGGAAGGAUAUCUCAUGAAUUUGCUUUGAAUGGAAACCCUCAAAACCCAUACUGUGAUGGCAUCGAGGGGGUAAUGGAGGCUUAUUACAGGAGUCUGAAAUCUGUACAACUGUAUGGGCCAACAAACUUUGCUCCUGUAAUUAAUCAUGUAGCAAGAUAUGCUUCGUCUGUAAAGGAUGGCUCCCAGUAUUUUGUGCUCCUUAUUGUGACAGACGGUGUUAUCUCAGACAUGGCACAAACUAAGGAGUCCAUAGUUAAUGCUUCAAAACUUCCAAUGUCAAUAAUUAUAGUUGGUGUUGGCCCAGCAGAAUUUGAUGCAAUGGUCGAAUUGGAUGGAGAUGAUGUAAGAGUCUCUUCCAGAGGAAAAUAUGCUGAAAGAGACAUUGUACAGUUUGUGCCAUUCAGGGAUUACAUUGACAGAAGCGGAAACCACAUACUGAGCAUGGCUAGGCUGGCCAAAGAUGUCCUGGCUGAGAUCCCGGAGCAGUUUCUCUCCUACAUGAGAGCCCGAGGCAUCAAGCCUUCACCGGCCCCGCCCCCAUAUACCCCACCUACACACGUGUUACAGACGCAGAUCUGACUGUGCUCCCAAAAGCUGGCGUUACCCACAGCACUUAGAACUGCUGACUUCAUGCUUUGCGCCUGGUGCUCUGUAACGAACCAGGGACCGAGAUAACGUUUCUCAGUUUGGUUUCAGCAGUACUGGUAAUUGUG
This is a messenger RNA of Tupaia belangeri chinensis (Chinese tree shrew), 1957 nucleotides long. It is a transcript of the gene CPNE8, whose product is annotated as copine 8. The record is from RefSeq and is a predicted model, not a curated record. Bases 90 to 1823 code for a protein of 577 amino acids. Lineage: Eukaryota; Metazoa; Chordata; Mammalia; Scandentia; Tupaiidae. Gene Ontology annotation, biological process: cellular response to calcium ion. Gene Ontology annotation, molecular function: calcium-dependent phospholipid binding. Gene Ontology annotation, cellular component: plasma membrane. The transcript has 20 exons.